AUGGCUUCACCUAAUGGUUUUUUUAACCACUUAACCUAUUUUCUGGGUGCUGGUGCUGUUACUUUGGGAAUUGGUUUCUUCGCUUUGGCAUCAGCUUUGUGGUUCCUGAUUUGCAAACGAAGAGAAAUAUUUCAAGAUUCCAAAUUUAAAACAAUUGAUGAGAGAUGCAGACAAAGACCAUCAAAGGCAAAGAUUAAAUCUCAUUCUCAGUGUGUUUUUAUUUCUCGAAAUUUUCAUACUGGAAAUUUCCAAUUACAGGAGGAGCAAAGAAAAAACGAAACAGCACAUAUAAAAGCAAUUAAAGAUUAUUCUAAAGAUGAAUUCUGCCUUGCAACAAAAAAAGUCAUCUGUGACCCCUCAGAGACUAGCUCGGCAACAAAUCCCAGCAGUGUUACCUUAAGCUUAUCAACGUUACCAUCUGAUUCUUAUUACAGCCAAAGUAUAGAAGUAGCUGAUGACUGGUUUUCUGAUGAUUCCCUAGUGAAAAAGAGCCCUCCAAUGCCUUUUCUCGGGGAGCCUGUAAUGGAGAAAGUAUUUUCAUACUUGUCAACCAUUCCAUUAGAAGAAUGUACUGGAAAUGUACUAAAUAUGACACUUUAUGAUGAUCAAAAAGAUGACAACAUUAAGGGAAUAUUUACACGAAGAAAUACAGAGGUUGAAAUACAAAACCUUCAACAUAAUAUUGAAUGA
Messenger RNA from Eubalaena glacialis (North Atlantic right whale), 690 nucleotides. It is a transcript of the gene C3H1orf185, whose product is annotated as chromosome 3 C1orf185 homolog. Bases 1 to 690 code for a protein of 229 amino acids. The transcript is spliced from 5 exons. The record is from RefSeq and is a predicted model, not a curated record. NCBI's taxonomy places the organism in Eukaryota, Metazoa, Chordata, Mammalia, Artiodactyla, Balaenidae.